This is a messenger RNA of Daucus carota subsp. sativus, 612 nucleotides long. RefSeq names its product cytochrome P450 CYP736A12. Gene Ontology annotation, molecular function: iron ion binding; oxidoreductase activity, acting on paired donors, with incorporation or reduction of molecular oxygen; heme binding. The transcript has a single exon. The record is from RefSeq and is a predicted model, not a curated record. Lineage: Eukaryota; Viridiplantae; Streptophyta; Magnoliopsida; Apiales; Apiaceae. Bases 1 to 612 code for a protein of 203 amino acids.
AUGUCUCUGUACAACUUGGCUAUCUUCUUACUUUUUCUGGUAACCUUACUGUGGUUUAUACAUGGUCUGAUACUGACAUUGCUACCAUUCAAAUCAAAUGGCCGCAAAUUACCACCAGGUCCCCGAGGCCUACCGUUCAUCGGAAGCUUAUACUUGUUAGGUAAGCUUCCUCACCGUUCCCUUAAUGACUUGGCAAAGAAGUAUGGUCCAAUAAUGUCCAUGAAGUUAGGAAAUGUCACAACAAUUGUUGUCUCGUCUCCCGAGUUUGCGGAGAAGGUCCUCAAGACUCAUGACCUGGUUUUUGCUAGCAGGCCUCAUACGGAAGCUAGCAAGUAUCUAUCUUACGAACACAAAGCUCUGGCAUUUGGCCAAUACGGACCUCAUUGGCGUAACGUUAGAAAGUUGUGCACACUGGAGCUAUUUAGCGCGAAGAAGAUUGAUUCUUUAUCAAAAAUGAGGAGGGAGGAUGUCGUGCUGAUGGUGAAUACAAUUAAAGAGGCUGCGAUGGCACGACAAGUGGUGGAUAUCAGUGAUUUAGUUGGAGAUGUGAUUGGGAAGAUGAUUUAUAGGAUGUUGUUGAUGGGAAAAAGUGACCACAACGGCAACAACUAA